Messenger RNA from Anopheles gambiae (African malaria mosquito), 1182 nucleotides. RefSeq lists its product as uncharacterized. The record is from RefSeq and is a predicted model, not a curated record. Lineage: Eukaryota; Metazoa; Arthropoda; Insecta; Diptera; Culicidae. The coding region runs from base 1 to 834 and encodes 277 amino acids. The transcript has a single exon.
AUGUACAAUUUUUAUGAAAUCAAGCCACUAGAGCGAAAUAAGAAAAAACGUUGGGACACCUUGGGAGCAGCAUGGAAAUGGCUAGCAGGUUCACCAGACGCAGGCGAUCUUCGGCUCGUCAAUACAUCAAUGAAUGAACUCAUUUCUGCUAACAAUCUACAAGUCCAAAUCAACGACAUGCUAAACGUACGGAUUCAAAAGCUGGUGGAUACCAUAGAAGAAAUAACGAAACAAUCCUUACUGAACAAUAUCAUAAUGAAAGAGUACGAAACGAUAUUGUUUCUACCAUUCAGGGAAAAAUUAUUGAUUGAAUCGAUAAUUCAAAAACAAGGAAUAUCAACUUCCUUUCCAGAAGAAGCGCUUGCCUACGUCACUACGAAAAUAGCAACAAAAAAAGAUAUUCUUUUGUACAUCAUUGAAGUACCACAAUUUUCUAAUACCACCGGUGUUUCCGAUAUAAUCACCAUACAUCCGCUUAUCAUCAAUGGUACUAGAAUAGUGAAUAUCCCUACAAGAAUCAUAAAGACAGCAGAAAAGUUAUACACCACAUCAAAACCAAACGAUUUUGUCCAGUACCAAGAGUACCUUCAAGAGAUUUAUGACGAAUGUUCAGUCUCCAUUAUACAAGGGAAAGUCAGUCACUGCCACAUUACAAAUGACAACAACACACUUAUCGAUCUAAUUGCCCAAAAUAAGGUGUUGAUCAACAAUGCAUAUAAGCUCUUACUCCGUUCUGAUUGUGGAACGCGUGACCGCUACAUAUCUGGUAACAGUCUGUUGACGUUUAAUAAUUGUAGCGUAACCCUUAACAAUCGGACAUUCGUUUCUAAAUAAAUAUUAUACACCGAAGAAGAUAUACAAGGAGCUUUUCUAAACCUGGAAGUUAACAGAAGCCUCUCACUCAACCUGCAGACCCUGAAGGAAGAAAACAUGAUACACAGAAAAAUGAUAGAUCAUUUGAAACUGUCACAGUAUGAGCAUAAAAACUGGAUAUUAAGCAUUAUUGGAGGUCUUUCGAUAACUACAACAAGCUUGAUUAUACUAAUAGCCUACAUGUGCCUAUGCCAGAAGAAGAUAGUACGAAAGCAUCGUUGCAGAAAACAUAAGAAUAGCCAAGGCCGAGGACGUCCUUCUUCAACCCCCGGAGAAGUCACACAGUCCAUCGCUUAAUGCACCAGACGA